GGGGCUUCGCGGCCCACUUCCGCCCGGCUCCGCCAUGGCGGCGGCGGCGCGGCGCGGUGCGCAUGUGCGGGGCUCCAUGGCGAGACGAGGGGCCGAGCGCGCACAGGGCUGAGUCCCCACCGGGCUCUGAGUGCUGCAGCACUGUCUGCCACUGCCUCUGAUGCACGGCCGAGCGGAGCGAUGAAGGGACAGCAGAAAGCAGCCGAGACGGAAGAGGGAACGGUGCAAAUCCAGGAAGGUGCAGUGGCCACAGGAGAGGAUCCCACCAGUGUCGCCAUCGCCAGCAUCCAGUCCGCCGCCACCUUCCCUGACCCCAAUAUCAAAUAUGUCUUCCGCACAGAGAAUGGCGGCACGCAGGUGAUGUAUAGGGUGAUCCAAGUGGCGGACGGACAGCUGGACGGACAGACGGAAGGCACCAGCGCCAUCAGCGGGUACCCCGCCACACAGUCCAUGACACAGGCCGUCAUCCAGGGUGCCUUCACCAGCGACGAUGCGGUGGAGACGGAGGCAACGGCCACUGAGACCCACUACACCUAUUUCCCCACCGCGGCCGUGGCCGACACUGGCACGUCUGCCGGCGCCGGGACCACCGCCACCGCCGUUGUCACCACGCAGAACUCGGAGGCGCUGCUGGGGCAGCCCACCCCCACUGGGCAAUUCUUCGUGAUGAUGUCCCCCCAGGAGGUCCUGCAGGGUGGGACGCAGCGCUCCAUCGCCCCCCGUGCCCAUCCCUACUCCCCGAAAGCAGAGGCGCCGCGGGCGACCCGGGAUGAGAAGCGUCGGGCGCAGCACAACGAAGUGGAGCGCCGGCGCCGGGACAAAAUCAACAACUGGAUCGUGCAGCUCUCCAAGAUCAUCCCCGACUGCUCCAUGGAGAACACCAAGUCGGGGCAGAGCAAAGGGGGAAUCCUCUCGAAAGCCUGCGACUACAUCCAGGAGCUGCGGCAGAGCAACCACCGCCUCUCUGAGGAGCUGCAGGGCCUGGAUCAGCUCCAGAUGGACAACGAGGUCUUACGGCAGCAGGUGGAGGAGCUGAAGAGCAAGAACCUGAUCCUCCGGACGCAACUCCGCCAGCAUGGUGUGGAGAUCGUCAUCAAGAAUGAGAGCCACUGACCCCGGGGACGGGGACCCCCCCGCAGCCCCCAACCCCCCCGCGCCCCCUCCUCAUCAUCACCCCACCCAGCCCCAGGGUGACGUGAGGAGCCCCCCAGCCCCAUUUGGUUUGUGCCCCCACAUCCCUGCGCUUCCUGCACACGCUCUCGGCCAGGCGACCCUGCUGCCCCCAGCACUGCCUCGGCCCCCCCCCACUCCCUCCCCAGUCCACCCCUCCGGUGUCACCCCUUUGGGAGUCAAACCCCCCCACCCCUCCCCCAGGAUGUCACUCCUCCCUCCAUUGUCACCCCCUUUCCCCAGGGUGU
Molecule: messenger RNA, 1418 nt
Organism: Phasianus colchicus (ring-necked pheasant)
Lineage: Eukaryota; Metazoa; Chordata; Aves; Galliformes; Phasianidae
Gene: USF1
Product: upstream transcription factor 1
Biological process (GO): regulation of transcription by RNA polymerase II
Molecular function (GO): DNA-binding transcription factor activity, RNA polymerase II-specific; RNA polymerase II cis-regulatory region sequence-specific DNA binding; protein dimerization activity
Source: RefSeq, a predicted model, not a curated record